Belonocnema kinseyi is the source of this 1284-nucleotide messenger RNA. Its product is annotated as peptidyl-prolyl cis-trans isomerase E. Gene Ontology annotation, cellular component: intracellular membrane-bounded organelle. Gene Ontology annotation, biological process: protein folding; protein peptidyl-prolyl isomerization. NCBI's taxonomy places the organism in Eukaryota, Metazoa, Arthropoda, Insecta, Hymenoptera, Cynipidae. Gene Ontology annotation, molecular function: RNA binding; peptidyl-prolyl cis-trans isomerase activity. The transcript has 4 exons. The coding region runs from base 136 to 1020 and encodes 294 amino acids. The record is from RefSeq and is a predicted model, not a curated record.
GUUUAAAAAGGAACUAAUAUCUUUAUCGUUUAUUUACGUUGUAAGCUUGAGUUAAGUUACAUUAAUGUUAAAUUAUUAAUUAACAGAUCAAGAUUGAUCAGAAAAGAAGGUUCGUGAUCCAAAAUCUCCGGAAUCAUGAGCAGCAAUGCAAAGAGGACAAUUUACGUAGGUGGAUUGGCAGAGGAAGUAGACGACAAAGUUCUCAGUGCGGCAUUUAUUCCUUUUGGAGAAAUAGUCGAUAUACAGAUUCCUUUAGAUUAUGAAUCAGAGAAGCACAGAGGAUUUGCUUUCAUAGAAUAUGAAGCAGCCGAGGAUGCUUCGGCAGCAAUCGAUAAUAUGCACGAUUCUGAACUACAUGGCCGAACAAUUCGAGUGAAUAUUGCGAAACCACAAAAAAUCAAAGAAGGUUCAUCGAAACCCGUUUGGGCAGACGACACGUGGUUACAGGAACAUGCAGGUGAAACUUUAAAAGGAAGCAACACUACAACGACCGAAGAUGAUCCACCCCCUGGGCAAAAAAAGAAACAAAAUCCUCAAGUGUAUUUCGACAUUAGCGUGGGUAAAACCGAACUUGGAAGAAUCAUAAUGAUGCUGAGAGCUGACAUUGUUCCAAAAACUGCGGAGAACUUUCGCCAACUUUGCACACACGAGCAGGGAUUCGGGUACCAGUCCAGCUGUUUGCACAGAAUCAUUCCGGAAUUUAUGUGCCAAGGCGGAGAUUUCACAAAUCACAACGGAACGGGCGGUAAGUCAAUUUACGGAAAGAAAUUCGAUGACGAGAAUUUUAUAUUGAAACACACGGGACCUGGAACACUUUCGAUGGCGAAUUCCGGACCAAAUAGUAACGGUUCGCAGUUCUUUCUGUGCCUUCAAAAAACCGACUGGCUGGAUAAUAAACACGUCGUGUUUGGUCACGUUCUCAGUGGACUGGAUGUUCUAAAAAAAAUGGAAAAGUUUGGGACCAAGGGUGGAACUCCGACGCAGAAAGUAGUUAUUACUACAUGUGGAGAAUUGACGUGAAUUUCGUAGAAAUUAAAUAGUAAGGGAAUCUUUAAUUUACAUUUUUUUUUAAUUCUUUGAAGAAUCCUUAAUUUUUUUCAUUUUGUGAAUAUGUUACUUCAAAUAUUUUGACGCGAAUACAAGAAUUCUUCAUAAGUUUUAUACAAUGAUAAUAAAAUCGAUAAUCGAAAUAAAUUAUAAAUAUUUAUUCAGAAAAUUUUUAUGUAUAAUCUACCAUUUAAUAAUUCUAUCCACAUUAAAGCGCCUAUGGCAGGGAAAACUUGG